Naegleria fowleri is the source of this 1485-nucleotide messenger RNA. RefSeq lists its product as uncharacterized. The record is from RefSeq and is a predicted model, not a curated record. The transcript has 5 exons. Gene Ontology annotation, biological process: microtubule-based movement. Gene Ontology annotation, molecular function: microtubule binding; microtubule motor activity; ATP binding. Bases 1 to 1485 code for a protein of 494 amino acids. Lineage: Eukaryota; Heterolobosea; Eutetramitea; Acrasida; Naegleriidae. Gene Ontology annotation, cellular component: kinesin complex; microtubule.
AUGGUGGGUAAGGACCAACAACCACUUGUAACCAUGAAAAAGAAUUCGGACAUUGUGGAAGUGAAACGUGCUUCCACUUCUCUCACUGGGGACAAACGAACCACCAAAGAUCAUUUCAAAUUUGAUUACGUCUAUGAAGGCAACACUCCACAAACACAAAUCUAUGAAGAUUUAGGAAAAGUAAUUGUUGAAAAUGCCGUGUGCGGAGUGAAUUGUUGCUUGUUUGCUUAUGGACAAACCUCAAGUGGAAAAACACACACCAUGUUAGGACAUGAUUUAUAUUCAACCAUUGAAACUUGCAAAAACAAAUACGAAGCUUUGAAACCACUCAUCUUUGAUUGUUUCAAACCGUUGUUCUUUAUUUUUCCAUAUGAUAUUAUUUACUCGAUUUAUGAAAUGACUGGAAUGGACAUUUCGAAUCAUGGUAUUAUUCCCAGAGUUGUUAAGGAAUUGUUUUCUUCUAUCCGAAAAUAUCACUUCUACUCUGUCACUUGUAAUUUUGUCGAGAUAUAUAAUGAGAAAAUUACAGACUUGUUAGAAAAGAAGUCGUCGUCUAGGAAUAAGAAUUUACGGCCUGAUUACAAUGGCCAAUACACGAUAAGAAAUUGGCAAGAAGCUCGAGAAUUAGUGACCAUUGGAUUAUCCAAUAGAGCCACACGAGCAACAAUUAUGAAUGAUGUUUCUUCUCGAUCACAUGCAGUGUUCACAAUUCGUGUCAGCUUUCAGCCAGAUCCUUCCUCUGCUAGUUUAAUUUCAGCAACUGUUAAUCUGGUUGAUUUGGCAGGUUCAGAACAAACAGGAAAAAUUGCAACCUCAUUGGAAGAACGAAAAGAAGGAACAUCCAUUAAUAAGAGUUUGUUACAUUUAGGACGAGUCAUUAACAAGUUAGCAGAUCUUUCUGAAAGAGUUUCAAAACUCUCGGAUAAGAAGCAAAUUGAAGAAAUGAUCCAAAGUUAUCACAUUCCUUACAGGGAUUCUGUUCUGACCAGCAUGUUGCAAGGAACGCUCGGAGGAACAGCAAAAACAAUCAUGAUUGCAACGGCUUCUCCAACAGAAAAGAACUGUUCUGAAACUUUAUCCACCUUACGAUAUGCCAGUCGAGCUAAAAUCAUCAAAUCCACUAGAAGCAAAAACAAGGAAGAAGGAAUUGACGACAAACUUGAAUCUCUUAUUGAGGCAGCCAUUGCACAGAGAUAUGAAACGAGAAAAUUGAAAAUUUACUUGCUCAAUAGAAAUCAAGGAAAGAAAGAGGUUGUGAAAAAACUUUUGGCCUACACGGAUUCAAAGAAGUUAGAUUUUGGGAAAUUGAUGAAAAUUACGCUCUUCAUUGAGAGUCAGAAUGAAAUGUUUGGAAAAGAGCAAGUAGAAAAAGUGAUUAAGAAAGUCGUUGAGGAUGUUUCGAAACGAUUGACGAUGAAAGAUGUUUCUUCAGAUUAUUAUAAGGCAACGAUGAAAGUGUUGUCAUUAAAGUGUUUGAAGAUAUAA